This is a messenger RNA of Phasianus colchicus (ring-necked pheasant), 805 nucleotides long. NCBI's taxonomy places the organism in Eukaryota, Metazoa, Chordata, Aves, Galliformes, Phasianidae. The record is from RefSeq and is a predicted model, not a curated record.
CCCCAUGGCCCCAUUGUGGGGGUCCCCAGUGCCCCAUUCUACAGGAUGUGAGUCUGGGGGUCCCACGGGGGUCGCCCUCACCCCCUGACCCCCCCAGCAGCACAAGAGCAGAGCGCAGAGGAGGAGACGUGGGGCCGGGGGUCCCCACCACCACCCCAUUCUGGGGGUCUCCGCGGCCCCAUACGAUGCGAUGUGGGUCUGGGGGCCCCCUAACCACCCCCCCCCCCUCGCCCCACAGCUGUGCCGGCGGCACAAGGUCGGGGUGCUGUACUGCAGAGCAGGGCAGAGCACGGAGGAGGAGAUGUACAACAACGAGUGCGCCGGGCCGGCCUUCAACGAGUUCCUGUCCCUGCUGGGGGAGAGGGUCACCCUGAAGGCCUUCAGCAAAUACGCCGCGCAGCUGGACACCAAGACGGACUCGACGGGCACCCAUUCCCUGUACACCACCUACCAGGACUACGAGAUCAUGUUCCACGUCUCCACCAUGCUGCCCUACACCCCCAACAACCGCCAGCAGCUGCUGCGGAAGCGGCACAUCGGGAACGACAUCGUCACCAUCGUGUUCCAGGAGCCGGGCGCGCUGCCCUUCACCCCGCGCGGCGUCCGCUCGCACUUCCAGCACGUCUUCAUCGUGGUGCGGGCGCACGAGCCGUGCACCGACGGCGUCAGCUACAGGUGGGGGCGCGGGGGGGGCACCCGGGGGUCCCUUCUGCCACCUUCUGGUGAUUUGGGGUCGUUUCUGAUGCCCCUAGGGGUGAAUUUUGGGGUCCCUUCUGCCACCUUCUGGUGAUUUGGGGUCGUUUCU